AUCCGUUCACGGCACACGUGUGGUCAGCAUAGUCCGUCAUGGCAAAGGUUCGUGCAAAAAAAAUGAGUAAAAAGAGGCGAAAGGCGCCUGAAGUGAUAGAUGAGGGCGCAGCAAAGAAGCCCGAUGUGGCUUAUGAUGAUGAGGAGGAGGAGAUGAAUGAUGAGAACGUAACCAGCGAGGAGGAAGAAGAAGAGGACGAUGACCGCAAACGGCAGAAGCUGCUGGAGGCGAUCAGCGCUCUGGGUGGUAAGAAGAAAAAAAAGUUGGCUGAAAGAUCAGAGGCAGCAGUCCAGAUGUCUGAAUUCACGGUCAACGCGGAGGGGGAGGGCGAUAAGAUCGACCUGUCAGAGCUGAUCGGCACAAUGCAGAAAACACCUGCUGUGUCCGCAAAAACUAAGAAACAGCUCAAGCAUCUGCAGCAAAGUAAGACCAUCGAGUGCCCCCUCAGCCGGCAGGAGAGCGAACGAAUCCACAGAGAUCUGGCCUUUAAGAAGGUGGCGAAUGAGGUGGACAAGUGGAAAAGUAUUAUCAGACAAAACCAGAAGGCCGAGCAGCUGUUUUUCCCCCUGAACCAGGAACCAUCAGGGCCCAAGCCCAUGGAGGCGGUGGUGUCCGGCUGGAAGGCACGAACGCCGCUCGAGCAAGAGAUCUUUGCCCUCCUCUCUGCCAACAAGCAGCCCCUUCAUGAUCCCAUCCUGACCUCUGCGGAAGAGGCUUCUCUCAAAGCCAUGAGCCUGGAGGAGGCCAAGAUCCGGCGCGCGGAGCUGCAGAAAGCGCGUGCCCUCCAGUCAUACUAUGAGGCCAAGGCUAGGCGAGAGAAGAAGAUCAAAAGCAAGAAAUACCACAGAGUGCACAACAAAGCCAAGCGCAAAGACUUCCUGAGAGCGUUUGACGAGAUGGUGAAAACAGAUCCAGCUAGCGCCCUGGAGGAGCUGAAUAAGAUGGAAGUGGCGAGGAUGCAGGAGAGGAUGUCGCUUAAACACCAGAACAGCGGCAAGUGGGCCAAGUCAAAGGCAGUCAUGGCUAAAUACGACGAGGCGGCUCGCAAAGCCAUGCAGGAGCAGCUGGAAGUGAACAAAGAGCUGACACAGAAGCUGGUGACUCCGCUGAAUAAUGAGGAGGAGGAGGAGGAGACAGGUGGAGGAGGUGCCGAUGAGAUGCUACAUGGGUUUGUAAAUGAUGCAGAGACUGGUGGUAAUUCUGCAAACCCGUGGAUGAGAGGAAAGUUGUCUGCAGAGCCCGCUGAGGAGAACCCAGAUGAGGGCACGGAUCUCACAGAGGAGCCGCCACUAGGCGCGGGAAAGGCUGUGGAAGAGGAGGAGGAGGAGAUGAAGGAAACAGAAGAGGAGACGCUUCUAAAAGAGUUUGAUAGCAGGAGGAAACUGCGUCAGGGUCAGGAGUGUGAUGAAGCAGCAGUGAUAACUUUGAGCAAAGAAGAUGAUGAAGAAAGUGCGAGACGAGACACUGAGAGGCCGAAUGAGGAGGAGGAGCUAUCAGAGUUCACAAGCCUUUACCGUGGAAUAGCAGAUGGCCAUCAGGUGGUGAGAGAUGAUGAUGGCCAUGUGGACUCCUCAGCUCAGCUUGAGGGAAGUCUGACGAGGAUCAGGACCCUGGAGGACAUGGAGCUCAUCACUCAGGAGGAGGUGGAGGAAUCAGUCACUGAUAACGCUCCUCAGCAGGCUGCAGUGACGGAAGAUCAGCUGCCCAACUCUCAAAAAGUAAAUACAACCAAGAAGAGGAAGCGAGGGAUCAAGCUGAAAGAUGUUCUCACCAAACAGGCCAAGGUGAUCAACGUUCCUCUCGGUCCGACUGUGGAGGAUGCAGAGGACUCUGAUGAAAACCAGGACCAAAGAGGCCUCAUCAGAGAGGCAUUUGCUGGUGACGACAUUGUCUCCGACUUCCUUAAGGACAAAAGGAAGCAGGAAGAUGCAGGGAAGCCUAAAGUUUUGGACCUGACGCUGCCUGGGUGGGGCGAGUGGGCAGGGAUCGGCUUGAAACCGUCACGCAAAAAGCGCAAAAGGUUCAGGAUAAAGGUCGCGUCGCCUCCUCCAAGGAAAGAUCAGCACCUGCCGGCUGUCAUCAUCUCGGAGAAGAGAAACAGCUCGGUCAGCCUGAACCAGGUCAGCUCUCUGCCGUUCCCCUUCCAGAGCAGCGAACAGUUUGAGAGCACCAUCCGCUGCCCACUGAGCCGAACCUGGAACACGGAGCAGACCGUGUUGAAGUUGACAAAGCCCAAGGUGGUCACCCAGCUGGGCGCCAUCAUUGAACCCAUCACUCGGGAGGAGCUGGUGAAGAAAGCCAGUCAGGGUGCUGCUGGGUACACGCCAAAGCCAAACCGCUGACUGAUGGUGGAAAAUAAGAAAAAAAAAAAG
Messenger RNA from Thalassophryne amazonica, 2372 nucleotides. RefSeq lists its product as uncharacterized. The record is from RefSeq and is a predicted model, not a curated record. Gene Ontology annotation, cellular component: small-subunit processome; nucleolus. The transcript has a single exon. Gene Ontology annotation, biological process: rRNA processing. Bases 39 to 2342 code for a protein of 767 amino acids. NCBI's taxonomy places the organism in Eukaryota, Metazoa, Chordata, Actinopteri, Batrachoidiformes, Batrachoididae.